AUGGGAAGUGCUAUCGUUGUGACUACUAGAAGUGAUAAAGUUGCAGAAAUUAUGGAGACAAAAUACCGACAUCAUUUGAGGCAGUUACUAGAUGAUCAUUGUUGGUCUUUAUUUGAAAAAUGUGCAUUUGAAAGUAAAUUACCAGUAAUUUCUGAUGUCAUUCGAGCACAACUUGUUCAAAAAUUUGGUGGCAUACCAUUGAUUGUGAAAGUGUUGGGAGGAAUGGUGAAAUCAUGCAAGAAUGAUGAGGAAUUGCAAUCUGACUUUGGAAAAUCCAGUGAGAAUUGA
Cucurbita moschata (crookneck pumpkin) is the source of this 288-nucleotide messenger RNA. Its product is annotated as putative disease resistance RPP13-like protein 1. The transcript has a single exon. The coding region runs from base 1 to 288 and encodes 95 amino acids. Gene Ontology annotation, biological process: defense response to other organism. Lineage: Eukaryota; Viridiplantae; Streptophyta; Magnoliopsida; Cucurbitales; Cucurbitaceae. The record is from RefSeq and is a predicted model, not a curated record. Gene Ontology annotation, molecular function: ADP binding.